GUUGUAAAAAGAGAAUACUUUGUCAAUAAGCUCCAGAGUUUUCAAGACAAUGGCUAUAAAGAGCUUCUCCAUUGAAUACGAUGCCAAAAACAAAGACAAUGUGUUCUCAAGAGGUGACAGCAUCUCAGGGAGGGUGGUGCUGGACGUGUCCAAAGAGACUAAACUAGAGCGUCUCACUGUAAAGGCCAAAGGGAAAGCAUCUGUAAGGUGGACUGAACAUUAUGGACCUAGAUUACACAUCACAUACACUGCAAAAGAAAAGUACUUCUCCAUUGAAAAACAUCUUCUGGAUGAUUCAACACGUGGUUCUAAAGUGACAGGUGUUGGGAGACAUGUCUUCCCUUUUACUUUUGAAAUUCCAUAUUUGGAGUUACCAUCUUCUUUCAAGGGUAAACACGGGAAAAUCGUUUACAGUCUGGAGGCCAGAGCGAGCAGAUCCAUGAGGCUGGAUCGCAAAGCUAAAGAAGAAUUCAUUAUUCUUUUCAACGAAGACCUGUCCACCCCUGACUUAGUGAAACCUCAACACAUCUGCAGUGACAAGAAGCUGCUCUCCUCUGGAAACGUCACCUUGAAUGUGCACACUAAACGGAUGGGAUAUCUGCAAGGCGACACAAUUGAAGUCCGAGCUGAAAUAAUCAACAAUUCAAACAAAACCAUCACGCCCAAGUACUACCUGUAUGAGAAGCAAACGUUCUACACAAAAUUAAAGAGGAAGGUCUAUACUAAAGGCAUAAUAAAGGAGAAAGGACAGCCAAUAGGGCCCAGGGCACAGCUGAAUGACACUAAAGUCCUGCACAUCCCAGACCUGCUUCCUCCAACUCUCCUCAGCUGCACUAUACUGAAACUGGAGUACACACUCAAGGUCGUCCUGGAUGUGUCGCUCAUCGGAAAUACAGAGGUGAAGCUACCAAUCAUUGUGAUGAGAGAGUCCACGAUGCUGCAAGAGCAAAAUCAGAGGGAAAGUUUAUUUGGAUAGUCUCUCCAAACAUGUUUUCCUGUUUUAGCAGCAUGUUUCAAUUUAUAAAAACGCAAAAGGUUAGCACUUUAAAAUAGUGUCUGGGACUUACUAGGAACAUACAGUGGUACUUACUUGACUGGCAAUUACAAUGGUAGUUACUGUGGUACUUACGGUGGUACUCUGGCUGGUAAUUAUACUGAUACUUACCAGUACUACUUACCAGUACAUAUUCUUUAAUUUUGUGUAGCUGCAAUAACAACACCACUAAACCAUAUCACUACACCGCUCAAUAGAUACCACUGUAACUAACACUAUAAUUCACCUUUCACUUAAAACGACAUAUUACUAUAAGUACCAGUACUAGUACCAAUAACUAUUAGUGUAAGUAUCACCCCUUGUUCCACUAUAAGUACCACAAAGUACCGCUAUUAGUUAUGCUGUAUAAGUCCCAGCCAAAGUACCGGUAAGUAUUAGUAUUAGUAUAAUUACCAGAAAAAGUAU
Molecule: messenger RNA, 1459 nt
Organism: Periophthalmus magnuspinnatus
Lineage: Eukaryota; Metazoa; Chordata; Actinopteri; Gobiiformes; Gobiidae
Product: arrestin domain-containing protein 3-like
Exons: 6
Coding region: 50-976 (308 amino acids)
Biological process (GO): protein transport
Cellular component (GO): cytoplasm; plasma membrane
Source: RefSeq, a predicted model, not a curated record